This is a messenger RNA of Pogonomyrmex barbatus (red harvester ant), 839 nucleotides long. RefSeq names its product ER membrane protein complex subunit 5 (gene EMC5). Gene Ontology annotation, cellular component: EMC complex; early endosome; Golgi apparatus. The record is from RefSeq and is a predicted model, not a curated record. NCBI's taxonomy places the organism in Eukaryota, Metazoa, Arthropoda, Insecta, Hymenoptera, Formicidae.
UCCUGACUAGGGACAAUUAGUAAAUCGAUUAUCUUCUCGUUGUUUGUAUCGUUGUUGCUGUCUGUUGCGCUGUGGAGAGUCAAUGCAUCAAUUGUGAUAUAUUACGUAUUCAUGAUGUCUGCUACAGUUGUACAUAAAUUUAUAACUUUUGUAGGAUUUAUGUCUAUAUUACACGCAGCUUAUUCCGCGGCGCAACAUCGCUCUUAUUUGCGAAUUACCGAACAGGAGUUUACUACUUUGCCAAUUGAUAUUUUAAUCCAGGGUAUAGCCAGUUUAUUUAUUGUCAUGUAUGGUGUUAUGUACAUCGCUGGUGAUUUUAAAGAAAUUCGGGCAGUUGUCGAUUUGGAAAAUAAGUCAUGGGAGACACUGCGGAAUUUACCAUCGUUUCAAGUAUUUAAUCAUCGAGGAAGAUCUUUAUCUCCAGAAUACAUUCCAGAAUAAAAUAGUAAUAUUUCAACAUCAAAUCAUUCAUGAAAAUAAUAGACAUAUAAAAUUAUUUAUAUUAUUUGUUAAUUCACAUUUGAAUAGAAAAGUUUAUCACUAUUUAAUAAUAGUAAUUUAAUUAAUGUAAUAAAAAAUAUAUUAAAAUUAAAAAUUCAUUAUACUUUUAAGAAGACAAAAUGCAUAAAUGUAAUAUAAAAUAAAAGCGUCAACAAGCAAGAUUGUAGCAAGAUAAUUUUAUAUAUACACAGAUAUGUGAAAUUUAAUCAUUUAUUGUUGAAAGCAAUUCUAUGAAAUUGCGAUCUUUCCCGUCAUAAUCUGAAUGUUGAAAUUCAUGACUCAUGACGAAUGGUUUUGUAUAUAAUUUUGUGACCAUAAAUAGUACGAAUAAAAAAAAA